AUGGCGGAGGCAGAAAGCACUCACUUCGAUUUGAUUAUUCGUCAUGGUAGAGUUAUAGAUCCAGCUAAUGAGCGAGACUUUAUAGCAGAUGUUGGAGUCAGAAGCGGAAGAAUUUGCGCAGUCGCUAGAGGUCUUGAAGGAACAGGGCUGGAGGAGUUUGACGCAUCAGGCUAUAUUGUAACACCUGGGUUGAUUGACAGCCAUGUGCAUGUUUAUCAGUAUGCCACGCCCUUGGGUGUUAAUGUGGACGAGACAUGCUUGGCCAGGGGUGUUACAACUGUUGUUGAUGCUGGGAGUGCAGGUACAUCCACAAAGUUUUGUUGUUUAUAUUGAUUGACUGUUCAGAAUUUCCCACUCUACCCCACAAGAGAAGUUCAGCUAUCAUAAAUAAAAUGAAUGAUAAUGAAAGUUUACAAAUUUUUGUCAAUCGUUUUAUCCAUAAGAGUGAUUGGCAUCUAAUUUCUUCUGACAAUUUCACCCCUGAAUGAACAUUAAGGUCACGAGAAUAAAGGAAAUGAUCAUCAAGUAAAGAAGCUGUUGAUUGUUAAACAAAUUCUCCUUGUCAGUACCUUUGGAGAUGUGUAAAGAAAUGUGUGGAGAAUAUGCAUACUAGUGUUCUGAUGUAAAGCAUUUCAGGUUUUGUGAAUCUGAUUAUACACAACUUUUUUUUUAAAGUAUCAUGUGCAUUUUGAAUUCAUUUACCAGUAGAAAUUUUCAAUCAAAAUGCCAGAAUGUGCGAGUGCUAAAAACAAGCUUCCCCUACCUAUAGCAAAACCCUGCAGCAAAAUCAUUUUUAGCAAUAAUUUUUAUCUGCUUUUAUAUCUAUCAACCACUUGCACCCUAACAUUAGUAUGCAUAUUAUAUAAGGUGCUGACAAGGAGAAUUUGUUUAACAAUCAAGAGUUUAUUUAGGUGGCGGCCAUUUCCUUUAUUCUCAUGACCUUGUAAUGAGUGAUUCAGGGGUGAUAAUUUAAGGAGAAAUUAGAUUCUAGUCUGACUCUUGAGGGUCAUUAUGGGUUAACAUGAAGUAGUUGUCCAGUUACCUUCAAUGUGGUUAAUAUAUAUCUUAAUAUUGUUUAACCAAGCCGUAACUUGUCACCUGUCUGUACCCUUAUCAUAUGUAUGUGAUCAUUGUCAUUUUGAAAAAAUAAAACCAAAAAAAAAAAGAAGUCAUCAUGCUCUCAGUGCUGGAUAUUGUCUGUGAUAUUGUAAGUUUUUCUAUGUGAAUACCACUCACUAUCAUCUGUUAGUCAACAAAUUAAAAUGAAGGAAACUAAUGGCAUUAGGCCCUAACUGAACAGAAUUGAAAAAAAAAACAGUUUUUAAACAAUAUAUUUUAGGCCUUGAGUUCCCACAAAUAGAACAAAUGAAAAGGUAAGCAAAAAUGGUGCUUCUGAUGUCUGUUAAUAUGCAUAAGACUGGCCACUCAUAUUUACUUGCAAAAAUUACACAUAUGCAUGUCAAAGCCAUGGGAUCUUCUUAAACUGCUUUGGACUUUUUUUUCUAAGCCUCAAAAAUACUUUUGUCACUUGUGGGAUCAAGCUUACCUAUGCAACAUUGAAACCUCUUUUUUUCACAGGAGCCUCAACCUUUCCUGGCCUUCGAAAAUUCAUUGCAGAAAAGUCCCAGACCACAGUUUUGGCUUUACUCCAUAUAGCAGCUCAUGGUUUGGCAUCUGCAGGAUGUACUGGUCAAGGUAUGAAAUGUAAUUAAAACUUUGUCAGAUCUUUAUAUACAAAAGAAGCUUUGUUUAGGGCUAUCAAUACAUACUAAGGUUUCAUGAAUUUUUAAGAGGGUUUGUAUACAAGUGGCUAUAAAGUUUUAGGAUUACGGUAACAGUGAGAUUUACAAUUUAAUUUUAAAGUAAUUGGUUACUACAAACUUGUGUGGAUUUGGAGUUAAGGCUAGUAUUAAUUGUGUUACCAACCUUGCAAAAACUUAUAAUGCAAAGGUUUACUGCCGGCUCCAAAGGUUUUGAUCUGGAGUUGUAACUGAACAGUUUUCAGUCCAAUUUCCUUCAUUCAAUUAUUUUAAAUUGGCAGCAGGAACAAAAAAUUUCAACGUUUUUCUUUUGACUUCAUAGUCAUAAUUUCACAUGUUAUUGAAAAGUACACUGAAUUAGCAUAUAAAAUAGUAACACUGCUCCAAAUUAUGCAUUUCUCAGCAAGCACAAUUUCAGGUGAAGAUGCUCAAGUGGUAGUCGUAGUCAAUUUAGUCACAGUCAAAACCUUUCAAACCAAACCAUAUUAUUAUAACACCUUUUCUGUAAAGUUUAAUUAACCCUUUCACUCCCAAGAUCUAACUGGUAAUUCUCCUUACUAUCUGCAAUACAAUUCUUAUGAUGUUAGUUCAGAGAAUUUGGUAUUGGAUCAACCAAUAAUCCCAUGAUUGAUAUUCUUCUCAAUUCUAAUCACCUACCUGCUUGAUAUUGUAUUGAUAUUGUAAGGAGAAAUUCUGUUUUGGUCACUUGUGGGAGUGAAAGGGUUAAGCUUUGUGCCAUAAUGUUUGCAAUUGAGUUAUAAUUUUAAAAACACAAUUUCUGAAUCUCACUAUUUACCUUUUAUAUCUGUUAUUUUUUGUCUUUGCAAAAGGGGGUGAGUGUGAGUUAAAAUUUUAAAUACAACAUUUCUAGAUGUCACUAUUUACCUUCUAUUUAUAAUAUGUUAUUUUUUGUCUUAGCAAAAGGGGGUGAGUGUGAUUCAUUAAAUCAAGUGGAUGCAGAAUUGUGUGCAGAAUGUGUGAGCAAAAACAAAGAUAUGAUUGUUGGUGUAAAAGUUCGUCUUUCAGCAAGUGCUGCAAAUGAUGGAGCUAAUGAAGAGGAAGCUUUCAGGUAUGUUUUUUUUCUAUUUUUUAGUUAGAAAUGAGACCUUACAAUUGAGCUCAUUUCCAAAUUGACUUUUCAUUUGUAUACAGAGAUCCAUAAUUACUAACACAUCAUGACCUGAUUUGAGUUAUAAAAUUUUAGCUGAGAAUUCUGGUAGGACCUGUCAUAUUACGUCAUACCACGCGCUCCCAUCGGACCUGUGGGAAAAAACGUGGUAUCGGACCCGCCAUUUUGAUUUCGCCCAUGUUGUCAUGUAGUAGCUGUUGCGUUAUUGAAUAAAGAGUUUAAAUGGAAAAAUUGUGACAUGGAUGUCGGAAGUGGGAUAGAUUUACACCAAUAGAGGAAUUCUCACCGCUAGAACAACCAAGAAAACCGGUACGUACGAUUUUACAGUGUUUACUACAAAGUCCUGUCUUAUCGUGCAAUUUAGCCAAAAAUGAGCGACUUGGUUGGGUUUGAAGUACCAAAAAUGGACUGGACCUGGCCCAGAUUUAUUAACUAGAUUCAAGAGAUUCCGCCAAAAGUGUGAACUGCUACUUGAUGGACCGUUAAAAGCUCGAGACGGCACUCAAAAAUGCAAAUAUGUGCUACUAUGGUCAGGCGAUUACGGAAUAGACUUAUUUAACACUUGGUCGCUAACCGAAGACCAACAAAAAAGACCUGAAAGAAUACUGGAAAAGAUUCGAAGACCAUGUUAAACCACAAGCAAACCAUAUCUUGAACAGAUAUUAUCUACGAGGUCUGAAACAGAAUAAUCGUCCCCAGCCACCUUCCUGACUGAAGCAAGGCUACUCAUACAGAGCUCAGGUUACCCACCUGACUUACAUGACGAACUCAUGCGUGACACAUUAGUUUUCGGCACCGAUUCGGAAGAGGUCAGACGAAAAUGCAUUGCCCGCGGUAAUGAAUUAACCUUUGCAAGGGCAAAAGAAAUUGCACGAACUGAUGAGGCUACCCAGAUGCAAUUAAAAGCAAUGAGUGACACUACAAACCCAAAGCAAGAAGAAGGGGAAGUCAAUGCAAUCAGCAGAGGAAACAAGCCCAGAAACCAGCCCCACCAAAGGUACACCAGUGGUAGAGGAAACAGACGACGUGACAACAACCUAAGACAGUGCUACAGAUGUGGAGACACACCACACACCAAAGACCAGCAGUGCCCAGCCACUGGAGUAGAAUGCUUCAACUGCAACAAACGCGGUCAUUUUAGCAAAGUUUGCAAGUCUAAAACAAGGUCAGAUGUGAUGACCCUACAAAAAGAACAACCUGAUGGUGUAACAAGUGAAUGCACAAGCUACGACAAAGUCUUCCUGGGAACACUAGAAGCCCGAGACAGCCCCAGUACCUCAAUGAUCGCAAGCAUUGAACAAAAAGAAAAACAACGCACCAAAGUCACGACUGAAAUACAAGUCACGGUAGACCCCCAUGAUACACACCUGAUACCUAUUAUCUGCAAGGUCGACACUGGUGCAGAAGUUAAUGUCAUCUCCAAAGACGACUAUGACAGACUCAACCGCAGUUCCCAGCAGAUACCCCUUGGCCCAACACACCACAGGAUUACUGCGUAUGGAGGCCACGCCAUCAAGACCCUUGGAACCUGUCCACUAUACGUCCAUCAAAAUGGCAGCAUUAAAGAAGUCGUUUUCAAUGUUACUGACGUACCAGGACCUACAAUGCUUGGCUGUAAAACCUGCGAGGAACUUGAGCUGGUAAAAUUUAAUUGCAGCCUAGAAACCUCCAAAGAAGACAAAGAGACCCGCCUUAAAGAACACAGACCAUGCAAACCGCACCAAAGGACCAGCAGAUACCCUAGCCGUCUAGACACUGAAACAUACCCCCACUGGACAGGAUAACCUUCUUCAACAACUUCGAGACUGCUUUGAAGGCCUGGGAACCUUCAAUAUGAAACCUUAUCACAUCACCCUAGACUCCAAUGCUGAACCUGUCAUCCACGCACCACGUACCGUACCAGUACACCUUCGAGACAUGUUUAGAAAGGAAAUCAACACCAUGGUAGAACUUGGAGUGCUCAUACCCGUAAGCGAACCCACAGACUGGGUUAAUAGCAUCGUCCUCUCUGAAACAACCAACGGCAAAGGAGAAGUCACCAAAAUCAGAGUCUGCCUCGAUCCACGUGACCUAAAUAAGGCAAUAAAACGCGAACACUACUACACCAAAACAAUUGAUGAGGUAGUCACACAGCUUAGUGGUGCCAAAUUCUUUAGUGUAGUUGAUGCCAAAAAGGGCUACUGGCAUGUACCAUUAGACGAAGCCAGCUCCUACCUGACUACUUUCAACACCCCGUUCGGGAGAUACCGUUUCACCCGGCUCCCCUUUGGCCUUAUUGUAUCACAAGAUGUGUUCCAGAAACACUUAGAUUCAGCACUGGAGGGCCUGAAAGGAGUCACCGGCAUUGCAGACGAUACAUUCAUAUACGGAGCUACAGAGGAAGAGCACGAUGCGAACAUGGUAAACCUCAUGAUCAGAUCCAGGGAAAGGGGAAUCAAAUUCAACAAAGACAAAGUACAGCUCAAAUGUCAGGAAGUCAGCUUUUUCGGCCACAAAUGGACCCAGGAUGGAAUCAAACCAGAUGACAGUAAGAUAUCUGCAAUCCAGAAGAUGACCCCACCUGAGAACCGCAAAGACCUCCAAAGCUUCUUAGGCCUCGUAAACUACCUUACAAGAUACUCAGGGCGAUUGGCUAGCCUCACAGCACCACUGCGAGAACUUACCAAGAAGGACACCGCAUAUGUAUGGGGACCUGAACACGACGACUCAUUCAACCAAGUCAAACAGGAAAUCACAUCAAUGGGAGUCCUCAGAUACUUUGACCCAAACAUCGAGUCUGUCAUUCAAACUGACGCUUCCCAGAAGGGAGUAGGCGCCGUCCUUUUUUUGCAGCAGGGGCAACCUGUAUGCUAUGCCUCCAAAGCACUUACAGACACAGAAAAAAAAACUACAGCAACAUUGAGAGAGAAACACUUGGUGUAGUAUGGGGCCUAGAGAGAUUUAACUACUACAUUUUUGGGAAGCACUGUACAGUAAACACUGACCAUAAACCUCUUGAGGCGAUUUUCAAGAAGCGACUGUCCAGUUGCCCACCUAGAUUACAGAGGUUCUUGAUGAGAGCCCUGAAAUACGACGUUACGGUCAACUACGUAAAAGGUCCUGAUGUACCAAUAGCCGACGCUCUCUCAAGAGUCAGCCCCAGCCUACCCCUAGCAGCAGUCAACUUUCAGAGAUAUAUGUCCACCACGUCACACAACAUCUCCCUGCAACUCCAACAAAGCUACAACAGAUCCGUGACGAAACAGGGAGGGAUCCUGUGUUGUCUCUGUUAAAAGAAAUGGUCUUUGAAGGAUGGCCACAGAAAAGAGAAGAGUGCCCCAACUGCUACAUGGCUAUUGGAAUUUCAGAGAAGAGCUGACCAUCGAGGACGGCUUAGUACUAAAAGGAGACCGCAUCGUGAUACCUCCUACUCUCAGACCUGAAAUCCUGAACAUCAUACACCAAGGCCACCUAGGGCAAGAGAAAUGCCUUUACGAGCACGUACAUCCGUUUUCUGGCCUGGAAUUACAAAGGAAAUCAUCAACCAAGUUAACCAGUGCGAGCCCUGCCAGAAAUACCAAAAUAAAGCAAGGAAAGAGCCAAUACUACAGCCAGAACCGCCACACCGACCAUGGGAAAGACUCAGUUCGGACUUGUUCGAAUUUAGAGGGCAGCAAUACCUCCUGUUGACAGAUCAAUACAGCAGAUUUCCUGUCAUCAGGAGACUAACAAGCACCACGUCAUCUGCAGUUAUCAACCAUCUGAAGAGCAUCUUUGCAGAACACGGCAUCCCUACGCAGUUGACGACCGACAACGGACCGCAGUACAGUUCGGCAGAAUUCAAGCAUUUUAUGAACGUCUACGGGGUAGAACACAUUACUAGCUCCCCUAUACCCCCAAUCCAACGGGUUUGCUGAGCGAAUGGUCCAGACCGUGGAAAACAUUCUCCAAAAGUGCGAUGAAAAUAAAGAGGACCCGUACCUUGCUCUCCUAUCAUACCGGGCCACUCCCUUGGAUCACCAGCUGAAAUCCCCAGCAGAACUGCUCACCAACAGAAAAUUUAAAACUAGAUUACCAGCAUGCCAUAGAGUCCUCCUCAACCACUCUCACCAUGAGGUCAUGAAAAGUAAGCUCAUAGCCCGUCAGGAGAAACAAGCCCACUAUUACAACCAGCAUUCAGGACCACCCAAAAAAGCCAUUCGAAGCUGACCAACCCAUCCGCACGUACAACCACCACUCACAAACCUGGGAACCUGGCAUUAUUGUAAAACCCGCCGAACAGCCAAGAUCUUACAUCAUCAGAUCCAGCAGUACAGGUACCACCUAUCGAAGAACACGGGCCCAACUGAAACCAGACACAACUGCAGUGAGGGGAACACAAUGCCAGCGGGUGGAAACCCCAGUAUACCAAGGUUCUGAGAUACCUCAGCAGACAACUAGUCUUGCCCCAGUCAGUCACACACAGACAUCGCACAAAAACGGUGCAGCCCCCAGACCAGGAUCUGGCGAAACAGUGCCACUGAACAACAUCCCCCAGGGACCCUCAGACAUAGCUGGAGGAUAUGUGACCAGAUCUGGGAGGACUGUGACACCUGCACAAAGGCUGGAUCUAUAACAGUAGAGACACUAAAGAAUAGACUUAUAAGUAUAAGCACAGGAGGGAUAUCCUUUCAACCAGUAUUGUAAUGUUCUGGAGAUAUGAUAAGUUCCAUUUUUUUUUUUUGUCGUUAUUAUUAUUAUUACAUCGGUAGAAAGGGGGAUGUCAUAUUACGUCAUACCACGCGCUCCCAUCGGACCUGUGGGAAAAAACGUGGUAUCGGACCCGCCAUUUUGAUUUCGCCCAUGUUGUCAUGUAGUAGCUGUUGCGUUAUUGAAUAAAGAGUUUAAAUGGAAAAAUUGUGACAGGACCCUUUGCCUGGGCCAUACUUUGUGUUGUUUUGUUGUUCAAGAUAAUUAGCUCUCACUGACUGCCUUCAUGUAGCUUAGCCCACCAAAGAGUGUAAAUUAGUACUAUACAACUGUUAGGGUAAUCUGAUAAACUUAAGGUGUAAUAUGUGAUCAUGAACUUACAACUUUCAUGCAGGGAGAGCUAGUGCACCUCUCCUAGUUGCUAAGAGGGACCUUAUGCAAACUAUGAUGGCAAUGGCUACUUAAGGGAACGUUACAUCUCUGAAUAUGCAUGUUAGAGCUAUCACCUAGCUGUCCAAUGUAAAAUAAUUUUGUGAAAUCACCAAAUUCUUACUGUCAGAACACUUUAAUUGAUGCAACCUACCCCUUAUUCUGCUACUGCUGUCAGAAAGCAGAGGUAUUCAUUCUCAAAAGUCUUGAGAAAAAAUGUAGGUUUGUUUUGUAAUUACCUGUCCUUUAGCAUAAUUACUCUUAGCUAGCCUCUUACUGCUUAACAAAGGUCCCUAGUUAAGCAGUAUACCAGAUAAGCUCUGGUGGGCCCCUUCAGCCAAAGCUAUUUUUGUGUCUCUGUAGGAGAGCUCUCAAAGUAUCAUCAGAAACCCAUGUUCCUCUCAUGGCUCAUCACACAUUUUCCACUAUUGAUACUCAAAGAAAAGGUAGGAUAUACAUCAAUAUACUUACAAACAUUUUAUGAAACAUGAUUGGCGUGAAGCAGCAAACAAAUUCCAGUUUCCUUUGCUUCCCAGGUCAUAAAGUACACCAAUAAUUCCAGGUUAAUCAAAACAUUGCAAAAAAAAAAAAGACUCAUCUUUGUUUGGUAAAAAAAUGAUGCCGUUGGGAACACUCGGCAACUGUUAACGAACAGACACAAACUGGGUUCGAAGUUUCUGAAUUUGGUUAUGAAUUAUUGACGGAGUACGAAGUGUCCGUGCGUACGAAACGACUGGCUACCCUUAGCUUUGUGAGUUGCGUGACUCACGUGAUCAACUCAAUAAUACAACUUAUUUGUUUGUUUGUUUUUUUAUAGUAGUAUUUCUCCGUUCCAGUUUCUUUGCAUUUCACUGAAAUGGAAUAAAUAAACCUUAAUCUCUAUUUGGAGUGAAAUUAUGCACAGAUAUUUGUCCGCGGACAUUACCUGUUCUAAGAUGCGAGUAGUUUUUCGAGUGCGGAGCGCGAGGAAAACUGUUAGCCUCAAGGAACAUAUAAUGUCCAUUAACAAAUUUGAGAGCAUAUUUUUGCGCAAAAUAGAGGCUAUUGUGUUCAUUAUCUCUCAAUUAUUUUUCCGCACGCGUAAAAAAAUGGUUAAGAACAGGUUACUGUUUGCUGCAUGGCAUGUUUCCUUUUUUGUGUCCUCUGGUUCGACGUUAUUAAAAAAACAAAUGUUUCCCCCUCUUCUGUAACAACCAUGAAACGCUCUCUCGUCUUGAAUCAAAUUUUAAACAAAGGCUUAUCGUAGUGGACGUAAGGUUUGAAAAUUGGGGAAUACCACUAGGGUGAUAUCGUCGAAAAUCCCCCAGGUUCUAAUCGGGAAUAUUUGGUCACGUGAUGCGUUUAGACCAAUCGCGCGCGAGCAAAUAUACUUGAUAGAUCAUAAUGGUAGAUAUUUACCGAGCCGUGUGAAUAUCCGUUUCGGCAUGUACUCGAGGGAUAAUACAGCACAAAAAGACGAUUUUAACUCAUUUAUUCCACAGAGUGCUUCUUCAGUGUUAUCCACUGUUUCAGUAUAUAUUAAUUCCUAUUAUUUUAAUUCAAACGUGUAGGCAAAGACAUUAUUUCAUGUCCCGGAAGCCUUCGUCCGGGAGAUAUUCACACACACUGUUUUCAUGGCUGGCCAAGUACCAUCGUUGGCCCAAACAAACAAAUUUACAGUGAUGUUUUAAAAGCUCGCCAACGUGGGGUUCUUUUUGACGUGGGCCAUGGAGCUGGGUCGUUUUCAUGGACUGUAGCAGAGAUCUGUGCAAGAGAGGGCUUCUGGCCAGACAUAAUCAGUUCCGAUUUGCACGUAGAAUCUGUAGAGAGCCCUGCGUACGAUUUAUUGACUGUGAUGACAAAAAUGCUGCACGUAGGAAUGCCCUUGAAUGACGUCAUCAAAGCUGUUACCAUGACACCCGCAAUUGCCUUUAGACGAGGCAAUGCGAUUGGAUCGCUGAAUGUGAAUCAUGCAGCAGACAUUACGGUGUUGCAUUUUGAAGAAUUUGACAUGGACCUUGAAGAUUGUAACGCACAGUUAAGAAAAGUUAAACGGCGUUUUGUCCCUGUCGCUGUAUGGAAGCACGGAGUUAGCUUUAAGACCUCUGAAGCUCAGCCAUUUCCCAAUGAGGGUAAACUACAGGAGUUGGCCUCAUUAAAUGACGCACUUCUGAUCAAAGAUGAAUUUUGAAUAUUUUGUUUUUCAAUUAAGAUGAUUAUUGAUUCAGAAAUUAUUUACCAGAGUAAACUGAAAGCUAUUCACUUCUCCAAAGAAGAAUGAGAAUUUUCCAAAGCACCUUGAUUUGGAGUGCGAUAAAGGAAUUGUGAUCGUAUAGUCUGAUCGUCCGGGUGAGAGCCGCUUUCUUUCGUCUUUAAAUUACCAAUUCUUGAAAAUUUUAAAAAUAUAGUGUACCGACGAGGAUGGGAUUCGAACCCACGCGUGCAGAGCACAUUGGAUUAGCAGUCCAACGCCUUAACCACUCGGCCACCUCGUCUAUUUAUCUGUGCAUUACAGAUACCAUUUUUGAGCUUUUUACUCUUUACGGUGGCCAAUUUACGUUUUCAGCUCAGUUGUUAGUUGCUAGCCGUAAGUUUUCGAAAUGCUCGAGCAAAAAACGGGACUCAGCAUCACGCGUUGACUGGGAAAUUAUAUAUGCGUUUUAGAACGUAAAGGAGUGCACACAUGAACUUUAGCGUGCUGUUUGAAAUUAAGUUAUACCUUGAAAUAGAAUUUAUUGACAGAUGAGCUUUAUUUUCAGUAAAUGACUUCGCAUCAUACAUAAUUCACGUAAAAUAAUUGAUAUAUAUUCAAUAUUUGUUUUACCUCAAAUGGAAAGAAGAAAACCGUUUCAUUGAAUUUUACGCGAUUUUCCGAUCGGAAAGCUUUGCAGCUAUCAGGAAUAUAC
Pocillopora meandrina is the source of this 10871-nucleotide messenger RNA. The record is from the annotation of a GenBank genome assembly. NCBI's taxonomy places the organism in Eukaryota, Metazoa, Cnidaria, Anthozoa, Scleractinia, Pocilloporidae.